AUGUCUAAACUAGCAUGGCAGCAGCCAAAGCGUGGAUUUUCGAGUGUCUAUGUUGUCGCCGCCCUGGGCUUAUUGGUGACGGGUCUUCCUUUCAUGAAUGCUUCUCCUAUCACGCUCGCAGAUUUCGAGGAGCGUCGGGACCGCCUGGCCAAUGCUCUGGUGGCCGAAGAUGCCGACGCUUUUGUCGUGGAACCGGGCUAUACGUUUAAAUACUAUGGCAACGUGAGCCAGCCGGAAUGGGAGGUCUGGGAGCCCGAAGAACGCCCAUUUUUGAUGGUGGUUCGUCCCCAAGAGGAUGAGACAGGCACCGUCAAGGCCAACACCACCUUCCUCUGUCCAUCAUUUGAAGCAGAACGAGCUCGCCUCCUUGGAAUGCCUUUUAGAGAUUCUAUUCAAAUAGUUCCGUGGGAAGAACAUUGGAACCCGUAUAGAACCCUUCAGCAAGCCAACGUGUUCUCUGGUCUUCAACGACACCCACGGUUGAUGGUUGACGAAGAGAUGCGGGACUUUAUACAACGCGGGCUCGCUACCGUCGGCUUCGAUGUGGUUGGCCUCAAAGGUAAAGUCGAGGAAGUGAGACAGAUCAAGAGCGACAAAGAAGUCGACAUCCUCCGCGCAGUCAACACAGGCACCGUGGAGGCGGUGCGGCAGAUUAGGAAAUGCCUCUAUCCUGGUCUCACCGAGACUGACAUUGCCGUCGCCCUUGAUAAUGCUUUGCGGGCUGCAGGGUUGGAACCCUUCUUCGAUAUUGUGCUCUUUGACGAGAAUGCCUCGAACCCCCAUGGAGGAACAAAUGGAUCCAAAGUCCUAGAGUCUGAGACAUUUGUAUUAAUCGAUGUUGGGGCUCAUUUAUAUGGAUACUCGUCGGAUAUUUGCCGCACCUUCUUCCCACCAUUUCUCGAAAAGCCAUCAAGGGGAGACACGUUGUCGCCUCGGAUGUUAGAAAAGCUCAAAGUCUGGGAUAUUGUCUUCGAAGCCCAGACACAAUCUAUUCACCAGAUGCGGGAAAACUCGACAGCAUCGAGUGUGGAUAUCGCUGCUCGUGAGGUCAUCACUGAUGCAGGCUACGGUGAAACUUUCACACAUCGUGUGGGACACGGAAUCGGAAUCAAAGCCCAUGAAAGCCCUUAUCUGAACCAAGGAAACCUGGACAGCCUGCUCAAAACCGGCAUGACCUUCACUUCCGAGCCAGGUAUCUAUCUGGUCGACAAGUUUGGUGUGAGACAUGAGGAUGUGUUCCUAGUCCAAGGAGAUGGAGAACCUGAGCUUUUGACAGGGUCGCGGGCUAUCGGACCUUGGGACCCAUGA
Messenger RNA from Penicillium arizonense, 1308 nucleotides. RefSeq names its product M24 family metallopeptidase. The record is from RefSeq and is a predicted model, not a curated record. The transcript has 8 exons. NCBI's taxonomy places the organism in Eukaryota, Fungi, Ascomycota, Eurotiomycetes, Eurotiales, Aspergillaceae. Bases 1 to 1308 code for a protein of 435 amino acids.